AUCUGUCGCUGCUCUCCUUCCCUCCGCCAUCGCAGACCGCCAUUGCCGUUCCUCCGCCGCCUUGCUUCUCCUCCAUCGCCGUUCCUCCGCAGCCGCGCUCUGCUUCUCCUCCAUCGCCGCUCCUCCACCGCUGCGCUCUGUUUCUCCUCCAUUGCCGCCGCUGCUGAUCUUCUCCGAUCCUCCAUCGCCGUCGCUGCCCGCUGCUCCCCUCGCCGGCGGAGGCAACCGAUGACGCCUUCGCCGACGACGAACGCGACCACCUCCGGCUCUUCUCUUUGUUCUAGUGCGUCCAAUUUCAAAGUCGAUAUACAGAAGGAUCAACAAGGAAGUCACGGAGUUAUUGUGGAUGCAGUUUGCUUGGCUAUUUGACUGGUGGGCAAAUAUUAAGGUUGAGCUGUACAUAGAUCCAGAAACUUAUGAAUUACUGGGUAAAGAGAACGCUGUUGUUAUUUCUAACCACAGAAGUGACAUUGAUUGGCUUGUGGAAUUUAUCCUCGCUCAGCGAGCUGGUUGCCUUGGGAACACUCUAGCUCUAGCAAAGAAACCGUUAUUUUAUAUCCUAAUUUUGGAAUGGUCGAUGUGGUUUGCUGGUUUUAUUGUCAUUGAAGGAAACUGGGCAAAGGAUGAAAGAAAACUGCAGGCCACCAAUGAGAUCAAUGCAGAACUAUCGUUUGCUAAAGAUGUGGCCGAGCGGAGGAGGAUGCAAUCUAAGACACUAUCACAGUUGUAUUCGAGAUAUCCUUCCAUUGCUGAAGCAUGCUAUACAACCUAGGUACAACUAUUGUACGUAUUUUAAUUAAUAAAGUAGUUCAUUUAUGUGUUUUAAAAUAUUAGGAUUUGGUUAGAUUAUUGUGUUUGGGUAAAAAAAAAAAAUAUUAGACAA
Ipomoea triloba (trilobed morning glory) is the source of this 883-nucleotide messenger RNA. Its product is annotated as 1-acyl-sn-glycerol-3-phosphate acyltransferase 3-like. The record is from RefSeq and is a predicted model, not a curated record. The transcript is spliced from 7 exons. Gene Ontology annotation, molecular function: 1-acylglycerol-3-phosphate O-acyltransferase activity. NCBI's taxonomy places the organism in Eukaryota, Viridiplantae, Streptophyta, Magnoliopsida, Solanales, Convolvulaceae. Gene Ontology annotation, cellular component: endomembrane system. The coding region runs from base 347 to 772 and encodes 141 amino acids.